Molecule: messenger RNA, 3657 nt
Organism: Planococcus citri (citrus mealybug)
Lineage: Eukaryota; Metazoa; Arthropoda; Insecta; Hemiptera; Pseudococcidae
Gene: cutlet
Product: chromosome transmission fidelity protein 18 homolog
Exons: 21
Coding region: 405-3482 (1025 amino acids)
Molecular function (GO): ATP hydrolysis activity; ATP binding
Source: RefSeq, a predicted model, not a curated record
GUGUUUUGUUCAAAUUCAGUUACAAGAACAAGCACCGUUUGCAUGUUUCAAUUGUUUGCAAAAUAAUUUUUACUGCUCUCUAAUUAAAUGUAUUACCAAUUUGUCACUUUGAUAACUUGUUUACGCAAGUUGAUGAAUUUAAUUUUGCAAAAAAACGAGUAACUUUUGAAAAAAAUGGUUUUGCAAACAUUUUUGUGUCAGUUCUUGACAUACGCAUCCAAGUUUCAUUUCUCGUGUUUGGUAAGUUUGGUUGUCGAAUGUGAAUCGUUUUCGAUUUAUUGCGCCAAAUUCUCUUGCUAAAGCUGUAAAAAUGGUUGUGUGCUUGAGUGUUCGUAAUAUGUUCUUUUACUAAAAAUUAAUUAAUUUGUAGUGUAUUGUUAACUUUUCCGAGAUCGCAUUCAACCAUGGAUUUCGAAUACAUGGAUCCUGAUGAAGAGUUCGAGAUGCGGCUUGCCGAAGAAGAAGAACUAAUGAACGAAUACGCAUGCAUGAUAGAUGACGAACCGCCUCCUGGUCCUCCGAAAAAGUCUCUGAAAUUCGACAACUUGCCUGUCUCUUCGAAGUCUAACACACCAAAAAAUCAAACGUUUGAUAAGGAUUCGUCGUCUAUGUCAUCGAGUCUGAAUCGAACACCAAAUAUUGAUGAUUUACCUUCGACGUCGAGUGGUAUAUACCACGCAGAAGAUAUACAACCAUUUGUAUCCCAAAAUUCGCUUCCAAAUGGUAUCUCUUUCACGCCAAAAUUGAAUGGAUACGCUAAAGUCACUUCUCCUCCAUUAAUAGAUUUGGAAGAGUCGUUUAACGAUUUUGGAAAAACCAAAAUCGUAGUGAACGAAAAUCAUUCUUCCAAAGAUGUUGAAAACGAUAGAAUCGUAGUCAACGGGAGUCAUUCUAAAGAUGCCGGAAAUGCUAAAAUCGUAGUUAAUGGAAGUCAUUCGAAACGUAUUGGAAAUACUAGACUUGCAGCGAAGGAAAAUCAUUCCGAGAGUUCCAACAAAAGAACUGCCGAAGAUUUAUUUGGAGAUAUUGAUGACAUUGAUUUCAAUGAAGACUUCGAUUUCGGUUUUGGUUCAAUGGCGAAAAAAUCGAAGAAAAAUAGUGAUCCUAUUGAAGAACGCGAUGCUCUUCUCAUCGCUAGAAUUCUAGAAGAAAGAAAGAAACGAGCUUCGAGUAAUACUUUUCAGGAUAUUUCAAACGAUGCCAGACAAAAAAAGAAAUCUGAAUGCGUAUUGGUAAGAAGAGUUCCCAAGUAUAAUUUCAUGACUCUUAGAAAUGGCAAAGGAGAAAAAUUUUACACGAAAUUGCACUCCGAUGAAGCUGUAAAUUCAAAGAUCGUCUCUGUUUCGGAAGAAUUGAAAAAUACUAGAUUACUCAACAUUCCAUUUGAAACUAUUAUGAAUGAAGCAAACACAAUUAUCGCAAAAAAACUCGAUGCUGAGAUGAAUACUCCUGAAGAAAGAACUAUUGUGAAUCCGGCCAAAUCAGCUGAUACUGAUUUAUGGGUUGAAAAAUACAAACCAAUGUCGUACAUAGAUUUAUUGAGUGAUGAGGGAACAAAUCGAAUCCUAUUGCAAUGGAUCAAAUUGUGGGAUAAAAUCGUUUUUGGAAGAGAAAAAAAGAUCAGAAUUAAGGAGAACAAACCUAAAUUUGAACCAAAAUUCCAAAGAAAAAAUGUUCUCGUACUGGACGAAGAAUUAGACGAUACCGGUUGCCCUAAGUUCAAAUUAGUAUUACUUUGUGGUCCUCCUGGAUUGGGAAAGACUACUCUUGCUCACGUUGUAGCUAGACAUGCCGGAUAUAAUCCUGUGGAGAUGAACGCCAGUGAUGAUCGUAGUCCAGAUAUAUUCAGACAACAGUUGGAAGUAGCCACCCAAAUGAGAGCUGUGAUUGGCACGUCACCACGACCGAAUUGUCUUAUUAUUGAUGAAAUUGAUGGUGCUCCUUCUCCUUCCAUAGAUGUAUUAGUCAAAUUUGCCAGAGGUGAUAAUAAAAAGCAGCCGAAGAAGAAAACCGCCAAAUUAACUGGAUCGCUGAAACGUCCGAUCAUUUGUAUAUGUAACGAUGUAUAUGUAGCUGCUUUACGGCCAUUGCGACAGAUGGCUUUCGUUAUACAUUUUCCUCCUACGUCAUUGCAAAGAUUAACUCAAAGAUUACUCGAUAUCACUCAACGUGAAAAAAUCAAAACAGAUCUAUCAGCUAUGAUGGCGCUAUGUGAGAAAGCGAGCAAUGAUAUAAGAACGUGCUUAUCCACGAUCUACUGCUUAAAGGGUCAGCCUAUAAAGACUAGUACAAUAUCACAAGCGAACAUUGGCAGUAAAGAUAUGCAGAAAGGAUUGUUUACAGUAUGGCGUGAUAUAUUUCAAAUUCCUACUACCAGCACGAAGCGCGAAGAAUUGAAGAGUGACAGUCGCAAAAUGGAAACGGAUUUGAUUCUAUCGCGAAGAUUGCAUUCGGUGUUAAGUUCAGUUCAAGGUAAUGGAGAUUAUGACAGAUUAGCCCAAGGCGUGUAUGAAAAUUUCCUAAACGUCAAGACGAGAAAUUUCUCAAUGAAUAAUGUUUCCAAAAGCUUGCAAUGGUUUUGUUUCUUCGAUCAGAUCAAGAGUACAAUUGCAUCGACGCAAAUGUAUACUCUCAUGACGUAUAUGCCGUAUUGUUUCGUUAUGUGGCAUUUCCUUUCCGCCACUUAUCAAUCGUCUAAAUUGAACUAUCCGAGUUUAUUAUUUGAACUGAUGACCAAGCAAUUGAAAUAUCAGCAGAUUGUUCACGAAGUAUUAAAAGGCAUGGAACCGAAAAUUCGAGCCUAUAGUCAUUACGAGCAAUUAUUGUUGGAUAAUUUACCUUUUUUUACUCAUUUAUUGAAUCCUAGUAUCAGACCUGUUAGCGUACAGCUUUUUAGUAAUGCUGAAAAAGCUGCUUUAUUUCAACUAGUCAGUACAAUGAUUGAUUAUAAUUUGAAUUUUGUACAAGAAAGAACGCCAGAUGGAAGUUACCAGUUUAUUCUUGAUCCGAAUAUAGAAGAAGUUGUCGAGUUCCCCGAUAUACAAACGUCAAAGCGAUUAAGUUAUUCUCUAAAGAUGACAAUUUCCAGAGAAGUUGAACAAGAAAAAAUUAGACGUUUGGAAACUUCGUUACUAAAGAACAACACUGGUUUAAAUACUCAAGUUAUCUUACCACCUAUGGAAGUUGAUGAACCUGUCGAAUGUGUCGAAGUGAAUUUAUCUGAAAGCAGUGCGUUGAAAGAAAAUCUACCGCAAGAGAAGAAAAAUCAUUUACAAAAGUUGACUCCUAAGGCGAUAAAGAAGACUAGUUCGUCGGUAACCAAGGAUUUCUUCGGAAGGAUCGUCGAAAGAAGCGCUGCCGAAAAGAAGAGUAUGGCCAAGGUCGAUGAAAUUGUGAAAAGCGAUAUUUGGUAUCACUUCAAAGAGGGAUUUAGCAACGCUGUUCGUAGAUCAGUAUACAUGAAAGAUUUAUUACAAAAUUGAAAUUAAUUUUUCAUUUUUUUCGUUUUUUUUGAGUUGUUGCUGUUGAAGCUGAUCAAUUUUUCUUAGGUAUACUUCAAUGCGAUUUAUAAAGUUUAAGAUUGGUUUUUAUUUUAAUGAUUGUUUUAUUUUUAAUUUUUUUACGUGAAUAAAAUGUCUCCUGUUUGUUUUUGAGUAA